Messenger RNA from Cavenderia fasciculata, 2070 nucleotides. RefSeq lists its product as uncharacterized. Bases 1 to 2070 code for a protein of 689 amino acids. The transcript has 4 exons. The record is from RefSeq and is a predicted model, not a curated record. NCBI's taxonomy places the organism in Eukaryota, Evosea, Eumycetozoa, Acytosteliales, Cavenderiaceae.
AUGGGUAAAUAUACAGAAGCAAACUAUGAUAAUGAAUUUAUAAUUAAAGUUAGAGCUCUCUUUGAAGAAAUCAAUGGAAAGACCAAACAUGGAGAAAAGAAUAUAUCAUUUGAAGAAUUUGUAGAAUCUUUUGAUCCAAAGAAUAAACAUACACGUAAUUGCUUUGAAAAUUUGAUUAGAGAUACAUGUAAAUCGAGGUUCUAUGGUACUGGCGCACACCAUCACCAUCAUCAUGGCGGUAGUGUACACGGUAGUAGUAGUAGUACUGGUAAUAAUACUAGCAAUAUCAACAUUGGCAAUGCAAACAUUGGGAUCAACCCCAACAAUCCAACCAGCAUCUAUGCAAGAGAAGGUGUUGCUAAUCCAUACUUUUACUCUGGAACACUUGUGCGAUCGUCACAAGACUCUUCUUCAUCGUCUCAACCAAUCCCAUUUAAUCCCUAUCACAGUGGAUUCAAUUCUAAUCGUAUCAUUCUUACUCCUGUCGACUUGGGUAGUCUACCUACCCUAGGUAACAAUACCAACAACAAUAAUAUCAAUAUCAGUAAUAGUAAUGGUUUGGGUGGACCAUCAUCAUCUGGAGCCAUUUCAUCUGCAUUGUUAUCAUCACCAAGAUCAUCGUCUUCUCCAAGACACCCUCCUACUUUAAAUUUGCAUCCUAGUUUGAAUACUGGUUUCCUAUCAACUCACAUAUCAUCACCAUCACCACCAACAUCAUCAUCAUCAUCUUCUACAUCAUCUAAUACUCUAGAUUAUUACAGUAAUUUAUUUUCAAUCAAUAGACAACACCUACAACAUCAACAACAACAACUUCAACAACAAUUAAAUCAACAACAACAAUUAAAUCAACAUACUAAUAAUAAUAAUAUUAAUCAUAUUAAUUCCUCUUCUUCUUCCUCUUCUUCCUCAUCCAAUACCAAUACCAACAACAACAGCUCUUCAAAUAAUAAUAAUAAUAAUAAUAACGAAUUAUCAUCACAACUUUUUAGAGUAGUAGGAAGUACAUGCAGAGGAGGAAGUAUCAUUAGUUGUAAUACUUCUUCUACUUCUACUACUGCUGCUUCAUUCUCAAGUUCAAACAAGAAAAAAAGACAAGUAAACAAAGAACAAAAAGAACAACAACAACAAGAAAAAUGGAAUACAACAACUCAAUCAUCAUCAAUUGAACAAUCUCGUCAACAACAUCAACAAGAACAUGAUCAUAAAGGAGGACCAACAUUAAAACAAAUGUUUAAAAAUGUUGGAAUGUUGAUGGCUAUUGCAUUAAAGGGAUAUACAUCGAUGCGUUUAAAUAUGAUAAAACACAAGUCUAUAUUGGAGAGAGCAAACUCUAUUCUCCGAGACCACGCUCAUAUCAUUUCAAGUGUUACAGGUGUACCCUAUGACGAAUCAAAAACAAAAGUAAAGAAUUUUGUAGUCUUUGCCAAAGGUUCACCCUUGUCUGUAGCACUUCAAACUAAAGAUGAUCCAAUCGUUAUUACUAUUACAUUAAUGGAACAACAACAAGAAAAAGAAAAGAAGGAAAAGGAAAUGGAACUAAAGAGACCAAGAGGAAGACCAAGAAAAAAGAAUGAACAAGAACAAGAAGAAUAUGAUGACGAACAAUUUGAAGAGGAUUUAAGAAAAAGAUUACAUGUCGAUAAUAUAACACUGGAUGCUGUCAUUAUUGGUCGUUUGGAAUCUGCAACUCAUGAUGGCGACACUAACUUCAUUUCAAGAUUCAAAAGUUCAUCCAAACAAUGGUUGGGUAUUAGCGAUGAAUCAAAUACGCAUAUCGACUCUGUCAGUCUUUUAUUGGAUAAUCCAAUCACUCAACAACAAAAGGAAAUCCCUCUUUGGGAAUCAGAUAGAAAUCAACAAUUAAAACAAAAUCAAAUGGAACAUGAACAAGAAUAUUAUUAUGACAAUGAUGAUCAAGAAAUUAUUAUUGAUCAAGAUGAUAAAGAUAAAGGUUCAAGUAAUUUUAAGAAUAUAAAGAAUGAAAACAAAAAGGAUGGUGAUAAUGGUGAUGUAAUAGAGAUUGAAAUUGAAGAUUACACUGAAAAACCAAAGAAUAAUAAAAGAAAAUAA